GUGCGUGGACUGCCGCUUUUCCAUAUCUGAACUCAGGCCCAUCGACUGCGAGCAUGGGAAAUGAGUACGGCACACUGCAGCAUAUAUCCCGAGUGCAUCCAGUCUGUUUUGGUGCCGGUGCAAGUCUGAUCCUGAGGGUAUUCCUAUCCCUGAAUUUCCACGCGGCGCCAUGAAUGGGCCGUGCAACUGCUGACUGUCACUCGACCAUAUUCUCCGAGAGCUCCUAGGGGAGCUUCAUGAAGCCACAUGGACACCAUCCCGCCGAUUCAUCCCGUAAGGAUUCUAAUAAGUCGGGCUGCGUGUUGGGGUCUGAGGUGCAGUGGCUAUGUAGGCCGCCGGUGUAUAUAUGUCGCCAUGUCUUACACCAAAGGACAAUUCUGAUCUGAAAUCUUGCAUUCUGUAUCGAACCACCUCAGCAAGCGUGUCUGGCACACUCGUUAUUCAUUCCCUUUUGAGAUCUCCCAAGAUCUCAGUCAUUCUUUACAGCUGCAAGCAGCUCCCAGCACUCAUCCCACUCUCCUUCACCAGCUUUGCUCUUACGGUCCUCAAUAUCCUGAACAAUGGCGGAAAACAAAAAGGUUCUCAAGGCCACCGGCAUCCUCGCCCUGGCCACCAUCGUCAAGGCCCAGGCCUCCUGUGACCUCAAGACCGAGACCCACCCGCCCCUGACCUGGCAGAAGUGCGCCGCCGACGGGACCUGUACCGACGUCGCCGGAAGCCUCACCGUAGAUGCCAACUGGCGGUGGACCCACGACAAGAGCAGCAGCACCAACUGCUACACGGGCAACACUUGGGAUUCCAGCCUGUGUCCCGACGACGCCACCUGCACCGACAAGUGCUGCGUCGACGGUGCCGACUACCAGGGCACCUACGGCGUGGCCGCUUCCGGGUCCAGCCUGAGCAUAGACUUUGUCACCGGGUCCAACGUCGGCAGCAGGCUCUACCUGCUGGAGGACGACAGCUCGUACCAGGGCUUUACCCUGCUGGGCAACGAGUUCACCUUUGACGUGGAUGUUUCGAACCUCCCUUGCGGCCUCAACGGUGCCCUCUACUUUGUGUCCAUGGACCUCGACGGCGGUGCCAGCACCUACUCCAACGCGGGCGCCGCGUACGGAACGGGGUACUGCGACGCCCAGUGCCCGCGGGACCUCAAGUUCAUCGAGGGGACGGCCAACGUCGACGGCUGGACGCCUCUGAAGAACAGCGCGAACUCGGGCGUCGGCGGCAAGGGCUCCUGCUGCGCCGAGAUGGACGUCUGGGAGGCCAACUCGGUCUCGACGGCCUUCACGCCGCACACCUGCAAGACGCCCUCGUACCACAGCUGCAAGGGCGACGACUGCGGCGGCACGUACAGCUCGACCCGCUACGCCGGCGACUGCGACCCGGACGGGUGCGACUUCAACUCGUACCGGCAGGGCAACGAGUCCUUCUACGGGCCCGGCGGCGUCGUCGACACGGGGUCCAAGAUGACCGUCGUCACGCAGUUCGUCGAGGAAGGCGGCUCGCUCAGCGCCAUCAAGCGCUUCUACGUGCAGGACGGAAAGGUCAUCGCCAACAGCGAGAGCAACAUCGAGGGCAACGCCGGGUACGACAGCAUCACGCCCGAGUUCUGCUCCUCGCAGAAGGCCGCUUUCGGAGACGACGAUGUCUUUGCCGCGCGAGGUGGCUGGUCCGGCAUGAGCGACGUGCUGUCCAAGCCCAUGGUCCUGGUCAUGUCUCUCUGGGACGACUACUACGCCAACAUGCUCUGGCUCGACGGAGCCGCCUACCCCACGACCAAGACCGGCCCCGGCGCGGCCCGUGGUACCUGCAGCACCGACAGCGGCGUGCCCUCCGACGUCGAAUCCAAGUCCGGCUCAUCGUCCGUGGUCUACAGCAACAUCAAGUUCGGCCCAAUCGGCUCCACCUUUGACAGCAGCAGCGUCAGCGUCAGCGGCUCCGGAUCCGCCGCGGCCAGCUCAUCUGCACCGCAGGCCGUCGCGCAGUCCUCGACCGCCGCCGCCGCAGCCAAGACCGCCGGAAGUGCUACCCAGUCCUCUGCAGCUGCUGCUACCGCCUCUGUGAAAGCGGCCGAGACCCCGGCGGCCGGCGCCGCUGCAUCGAGUGUCGAGGCUCAGGCCCAGGUUCAGCCGUCGGCUGCCGCCGAGGCCGCGGCGAAGCCGAAGACCUGCAAGAGACGCAACAAGUCUGUUCAGAACUAGAUGACAGAUGACGAAAGGGCUAGGCAGUUUAUGGAGGGGUUGGUAGUGAGGGCGUCGGAAUAUGAGAUUUUGGGGGUUGUUGGCUCAGCUUCAGUUCUUGUAUGUACAUUACAACUUUUAGGUCGUGGAUUUGCAGCAUACACAUACCUGUAAAUAUUA
Diaporthe batatas is the source of this 2360-nucleotide messenger RNA. RefSeq lists its product as uncharacterized. The record is from RefSeq and is a predicted model, not a curated record. The transcript has 4 exons. Gene Ontology annotation, molecular function: hydrolase activity, hydrolyzing O-glycosyl compounds. Bases 561 to 2201 code for a protein of 546 amino acids. Lineage: Eukaryota; Fungi; Ascomycota; Sordariomycetes; Diaporthales; Diaporthaceae. Gene Ontology annotation, biological process: carbohydrate metabolic process.